GUGUGGCUGCAGCUGCUACCGCCGCGACAUUGAUGGGCGACGACCAUAACGCCAUGAGCGAGGCGAGGAGCCUGACCGGCAGUACAGGGCUUGGAGACUUGGGUGGAGCAGGGGAAGAUGGUAGCUUUGAUGGCUUCCUGCGAGCUUUGCAGAAUGGUCGGAUAGCAUCUGCGCUUCGACAAGGCGGCAGCGAUGGUGAGGGAGACGGUCAGGGUACACAGAGUGCUCCGCUCAACUUCUUCCGCAUGUUCCGGUUUGGGCCUUCCAGCGCUGCAAAUCAGGAGCAGCGCGAUCCUGUUGCAAACGAUGCAGCGAGUGAGUCUGGAGCCGCGGAUGGUAGGAUGGUUCCUAUUAUUAUCGUGGGCAUUCGCUCCAUCUCACCAAACUCAAACUCCGCAUCGAGCACGCCUGGCGAAGACCUGCCGCCCUUCAUCGAUCAACUGGGCAACUUCCCAACGCCACUUCCAGCAGACGCACUUGGAGCACAUGGUCACGAUAGCAUUGACUCGAUAUUGAGACCUCCACAAAACGGCACUUCAUUCCGGCAUAGGAGGAGAGCAAGCAUGAGCAAUGCAGG
Zymoseptoria tritici IPO323 is the source of this 577-nucleotide messenger RNA. RefSeq lists its product as uncharacterized. NCBI's taxonomy places the organism in Eukaryota, Fungi, Ascomycota, Dothideomycetes, Mycosphaerellales, Mycosphaerellaceae. The transcript has a single exon. The record is from RefSeq and is a predicted model, not a curated record. The annotation marks the transcript as partial.